AUGAUUCGUUUCAUUCUAAUUCAGAAUCGUGCUGGCAAAACUAGACUUGCAAAAUGGUAUAUGCAUUUCGAUGACGAUGAAAAACAGAAACUUAUUGAAGAAGUGCAUGCUGUUGUAACAGUCCGUGAUGCUAAGCAUACAAAUUUUGUUGAGUUCCGUAAUUUCAAAAUUGUCUAUAGACGGUAUGCUGGAUUAUAUUUUUGCUUUUGUGUUGACAUCACCGAUAACAAUUUGUACUAUCUUGAAGCUAUUCACAACUUUGUUGAAGUACUUAAUGAGUAUUUUCACAAUGUUUGUGAACUCGAUCUUGUUUUCAAUUUUUAUAAAGUUUAUGCAGUUGUCGAUGAAAUGUUUCUUGCUGGAGAAAUAAGGGAAACAUCACAAACAAAAGUUUUGAAACAAUUGCUGAUGCUAACUACUUUAGAAUAA
Messenger RNA from Strongyloides ratti, 429 nucleotides. RefSeq names its product AP-2 complex subunit sigma. Gene Ontology annotation, molecular function: clathrin-cargo adaptor activity. Gene Ontology annotation, biological process: intracellular protein transport; clathrin-dependent endocytosis. The record is from RefSeq and is a predicted model, not a curated record. Lineage: Eukaryota; Metazoa; Nematoda; Chromadorea; Rhabditida; Strongyloididae. The transcript has 2 exons. The coding region runs from base 1 to 429 and encodes 142 amino acids. Gene Ontology annotation, cellular component: AP-2 adaptor complex; intracellular membrane-bounded organelle; membrane coat.